AUGACUCAUCAGGUGAUCUCUACAUUACCACUCGGUGUUGAAAAAUAUUUUUGUGUGGAUGGUGGCUGGGCGACUAUCGCACAUGCUGCUCAUUUGAGUGGAAAUUAUUCGAUGCUAAUCAGCAAUGCUUCAAAUGCUCUCCAAUGUCUUUUAAAACGUCAUUCUCGCAUGCGCACACGUCUUCGAGUAGAUGAUAAUCGAUAUUUUCUCGAUAAUCUUCAAUACAACAAUGAACAGUUAUCAAGCGAUUUAUUUUUCUCAGCUCUUGAAAUAAGCAAUGAGUCUUGGCAAGAAAUCGUUGAACGCCGAUGUAAUCAAGAUCCAUAUUCAAAUAAUGGAACGGUUAUCUUUCCAAUGUUUCAUUUUACGCUCUUAUACAAUUCACAACAGUCUGAUGAUCAACUAUUUCACUUAAUUCUCUUUCAAAAUCAUUGUGUCUCGGAUGGUCAAAGUGGAUUUAUUCUUAUUCAUGAGUUUUUGACUUUGGCAACCACUUCGAAUGCUCUCGAAAUAUCAGAGCCACUUAAUACAGAAAUACUUCCAUUGUCUGACCAAUUGAUUCCUCGUCCAUAUGGUUUAUUCUAUCAUAUAAUAGCAUUCAUAGGCAAACAGAGUUUCAAGCGAGAAAUACGUCAACUAACUCAUCCACGCAUUCCUGUCAAAAGCAUUCCUCUCAACGACUGUCAACCAACAAGAUUUGAAGUUCAGCGGUACAAGAUGAGGUUUUUGUUUGCUUCGACGUCUUCCAGUCUCUAUUCAAAACUACAUCCACAAUGCCGUCUACAUAGAGUGACAUUAAAUGGUCCGCUCAUGGGAUGCCUCCU
This is a messenger RNA of Adineta steineri, 824 nucleotides long. The record is from the annotation of a GenBank genome assembly. Lineage: Eukaryota; Metazoa; Rotifera; Eurotatoria; Adinetida; Adinetidae.